Messenger RNA from Aphidius gifuensis, 2547 nucleotides. RefSeq names its product toll-like receptor Tollo. Lineage: Eukaryota; Metazoa; Arthropoda; Insecta; Hymenoptera; Braconidae. The transcript has 5 exons. Gene Ontology annotation, molecular function: protein binding. The record is from RefSeq and is a predicted model, not a curated record. Gene Ontology annotation, cellular component: extracellular matrix. The coding region runs from base 1 to 2547 and encodes 848 amino acids.
AUGCGAUUGAAGUCAUUUGUAUUUUCGGAAAGAACUAAUAGUGAAAGCAGUAAUUUUUCGAGACUUUUCAAUGAAAAAGAUUCAUUUAUAAAAACUUAUCCAAAUAAAAUUGACAUAACUAAUGGAAAAGUUAAUAGAUUUCAAAAUGAUGCAUUCAAAAAUAUGUCAUCGUCAUCAAUUACAACUUUACAACUUGAUUUGGGUAAUGUAGAAUUGUAUAUUGAACGACUUGCUUUGUUGAAUUUAGAAAAAUUGGAAAAUUUGGAAAUUAAUUCAGCCUCAGUUUUACUAGACUCAGAUAGUUUUUAUGGACUAAAUAAUUUAAAAUAUUUAAAAAUACAAAUUGCCAAUAAAACAACGAAAUAUCUUGAUGAUGUUUUAAUGAAACAUUUUAAUUUAAAUAAAUUGGAGUUUUUAAAUCAUUACAAUGCAGAUAUUUAUGGAGCAUUCAAUGAUUCACAUAUUGAUACACUUUAUUUCUUCAACAAUGAGCUAUUGACUUAUAAUUAUGCAUUGUGGUGCCUUAACUGUAAGUCCACCAUAGUAUAUAUAUUUGACAGGUUAAUUGACACUGCAAUAAAUCCAAAUAAUAAAAAUAUUAAUAAUACACAAACAAAUAUAACGGCUAAUAAAUCAAUCGGUUUUGAAAAAUCAAAAACAUGUUAUUACAGUGGUAAUCAGUAUUUUGAAAUUUGUAAAACAUCUGAUUUAAUGUCAUUAAGUUCAGUCAGGUCACUUGUUGUUGAUUUAUGGCAACCUAAGUUGCUUCAUAUCAAUGACAAUGAAAUAACAUCAAUCGAUGAUAAUGCAUUUGACAAUUUACAAAUAACAACUUUAAUAAUUUCAUCUACAGAAGAAAAUUUAACUCUUAGUAAGGAUUCUUUCGCAGGAUUGCCAAAUCUAAGAGUCCUGAAACUGACAACUAAUUCAAUUCUGUUUACAACAUCUGUUUUUCAUCAUCUAAAAUUUUUAAAAUCACUUGAACUAUCAUUUAAUGGAUUUUGGAUAUCUUUUAGUAUGCGAUCCUGCCAAUUAUUGUCAAAUCUUACGAAAUUAAAAAGUUUUAUAAUAUCUCAUCAUAAUACAAUUGAUAUUUGUCAUGAGACAUGUAAUAAUAAUAAUAAUUUGAAUAUUGUUUAUCUUCGUUAUGCGAUUGGUACAGUUAGAAAUUUACGGCCAUUAGUUUUUUCGUGUUUAAAUAAACUUGAAAAUCUUGAUAUAAGUGAUGGCAGCCUUGAAAUUAUUGCAACUGGAGCAUUUAUUGGGCUUGAGAAACUCAAAAGUUUAACAUUGUCAUCGAAUAAAUUGACACAUAUUGGUCGAAAUAUUUUUGAAAAAUUAAUAAAUCUAAAUUCACUUAUACUGAGAAAUAAUAAAAUUAACAGCAUUGAUGAUAAAGCAUUUGAUAAACAAAUAUUAUCAACUUUAGAUUUGAGUUACAAUGAGUUGAAAUUUAUAAGUAAAUAUACACUUUAUGGUGCUAAAUGCAAACGGUUGGAUUUAUCAAACAACAAAUUAACAUCUAUUGAAUCUGGUGCAUUUAAAAAUAUAAAUCUUGACAGUCUAUACGUGGGGAAUAACGAUAAACUUAUUGAAAAUUUUAUUGCUUGGAAUGUCGACGAAUCGAAAAUACAAAGAGAUUGUAUUAUUCAAGGUAUAUUACAGAUUUGUACAAAAUUAAAUUCCUUAUCAUCAGUUGACGUGAUAAUACAUGAUUUUUCACCAGAAUUUCCAUUACCAAGUAGCAAACUCGAAUUAUCUGGUAUAUCGUCAAUUGGUAGAAAUGCAUUUAACAAUUCAAACAUCAAUGUCUAUUUUAAAGUAUUAGAGAUACAUUAUACUGAAAAACAUGAAUUUAUAAUUUAUCCUGAAUCAUUUGAGGGUUUGAUAAACUUGGAAGAUUUGAUAUUAAAUGUUGGAGCAAUAACAUUGACAAGCAAUUUAUUUGAAAAGUUAAAAUCACUCAAGUAUUUAAAAAUUCAAGUCAUAGAAACUAUUCAAUAUCUCAGUCAAGUAUUGAUAAAUCUCAAAAGUCUAAGGACCCUGGAAAUUAUUGGUAAUAAAACUAUUGGUAUUUGUCAAAAUGUUUAUUCCAAAUAUAUAUCAAAUUCAAUAACGGAUAUUCGUUAUGUAAAUGGUGAAAUUGAUGAAUUACCAGAAAAUUCAUUUGUUUGUAUGCCUCAAAUUGAAAUAUUGACAAUAACCGAGACAAACCUGAUGACAAUUAAAGCUGGUGCAUUAAAUUUACUUGUUAAUGAUAUUGACGACGAGGCAUUUAUGUUAUAUGAUAAUAAAAAUUUGAAUCUCUACAAUCUCAGUCACAAUGAACUUACAACUAUUGGAAAAGAUACUUUUGAUGGUAUUAAAUCCAGUCAAUUAGAUUUGACGUACAAUAAUAUUAGUCUAAUUGAAACUGGUGCAUUUGAAGGUUGUCACAUUCAAAACUUAUUUUUAUAUGCCAAGUCAAAAAUGAAGGAAACACUACCAUGUGAAGUAUGUCCAGCUAUGUGUCUUCCAAAAAAUCUAAUAAUACCACGAUUGGGUUAA